UCAGACAUUCGGAACUGGAUUCGCAACAUUGAACAGCAUGCUUCUGAUAAUGUCAACAAGAUACUGGUAGGGAACAAGGCUGAUAUGGAUGAAAGCAAAAGGGUUGUGCCAACCUCUAAGGGCCAAGCACGUGCACAUGAAUAUGGCAUUAAAUUCUUUGAAACGAGUGCAAAGACAAAUCUUAAUGUUGAGCAAGUCUUCUUUUCAAUAGCUAGGGAUGUAAAGCAAAGGCUCACUGACACUGACUCCAGGGCAGUGCCUCAAACUAUCAAAAUCAAUCAACCGGAGCAAGGGGCUGCAGGUGGUCAGCUUGCGCAAAAAUCAGCUUGCUGCGGUUCUUAAACGAACAAGUUAUUGCAGGAGCAAUGGUAACGUAUUGGAGGCUACUCUUCGGAGAAAACUAGAAUGAAAGAACUAAUUAUGAUGGCAAAUAUAAUGCGUACUUGUAACUUUUUCUGAAAGUCAAUUCUUUCCAAACUUGUUUUAGUAUGCAUUACAGCUGGAUUUGGAUUUGUUUACAAUCAGUGUUUUGAAGGAGUUUUUAGAAAAAACCUAGUAAAUCUAGUUGUAGUGAUAGAC
This is a messenger RNA of Camellia sinensis, 579 nucleotides long. The record is from RefSeq and is a predicted model, not a curated record. NCBI's taxonomy places the organism in Eukaryota, Viridiplantae, Streptophyta, Magnoliopsida, Ericales, Theaceae.